Molecule: messenger RNA, 2442 nt
Organism: Schistocerca nitens (vagrant locust)
Lineage: Eukaryota; Metazoa; Arthropoda; Insecta; Orthoptera; Acrididae
Product: dentin sialophosphoprotein-like
Exons: 4
Coding region: 1-2442 (813 amino acids)
Source: RefSeq, a predicted model, not a curated record
AUGGCUUGUGGAGGCGGCUGCGGCAGGGGCGGUGUCGGCAUCGUGCAAGUGUCUACAGUGCAGCAGCCAGUGCCACUGCUCGGACGGUACCUGCUGACUUCACCACAUCAUGCUAACUGCCGUCAUGUGGAACAGUGGCCCCAGGACACUGCUGACACUGCUGAUACUGCUGACACUGCUGACACUAAUAACAUUGCUAACAGUGUUGACACUGCUGACACUGCUGACGUUGCUGACAGUGCUGACAUUGUUGACAGUGCUGUCACCGCUAUUGCUGACAUUACUGACAGUGCUGACAGUGAUGACACUGCUGUCACUGCUGACACUGCUGACACUGCUGACACUGCUGACAUUGCUGACACCACUGACGCUACUGACGUUGCUGACACCACUGACACUACUGACGUUGCUGACAGUGCUGACAUUGUUGACAGUGCUGUCACCGCUAUUGCUGACAUUGCUGACACUGCUGACACCACUGACACUACUGACGUUGCUGACAGUGCUGACAUUGUUGACAGUGCUGUCACCACUAUUGCUGACAUUGCUGACAGUGCUGACAGUGAUCACACUGCUGUCACUGCUGACACUGCUGACAUUGCUGACACUGCUGACAUUGCUGACACUGCUGACAUUGCUGACACUGCUGACAUUGCUGACACUGCUGACAUUGCUGACACUGCUGACACCACUGACACUACUGACGUUGCUGACAGUGCUGACAUUGUUGACAGUGCUGUCACCACUACUGCUGAUAGUGCUGACAGUGGUGACAGUGAUGACACUGCUGUCACUGCUGACAUUGCUGACACUACUGACGUUGCUGACAGUGCUGACAUUGUUGACAGUGCUGUCACCACUAUUGCUGACAGUGCUGACAGUGCUGACACUGCUGUCACUGCUGACACUGCUGUCACUGCUGACACUGCAGACAUUGCUGACACUGCUGACAUUGCUGACACUGCUGACACUGCUGACAUUGCUGACACUGCUGACACCACUGACACUACUGACAUUGCUGACAGUGCUGACGUUGUUGACAGUGCUGUCACCGCUAUUGCUGACAGUGCUGACAGUGGUGACAGUGAUGACACUGCUGUUACUGCUGACACUGCUGACAUUGCUGACACUGCUGACAUUGCUGACACUGCUGACACCACUCACACUACUGACGUUGCUGACAGUGCUGACAUUGUUGACAGUGCUGUCACCUCUAUUGCUGACAGUGCUGACAGUGGUGACAGUGAUGACACUGCUGUCACUGCUGACACUGCUGACAUUGCUGACACUGCUGACUUUGCUGACACUGCUGACACCACUGACGCUACUGACAUUGCUGACAGUGCUGAUGUUGUUGACAGUGCUGUCACCGCUAUUGCUGACAGUGCUGACAGUGGUGACAGUGAUGACACUGCUGUCACUGCUGACACUGCUGACAUUGCUGACGCUACUGACAUUGCUGACACUGCUGACACCACUGACACUACUGACGUUCUGACAGUGCUGACAUUGUUGACAGUGCUGUCACCGCUAUUGCUGACAGUGCUGACAUUGUUGACAGUGCUGUCACUGCUAUUGCUGACAGUGCUGACAGUAGUGACACUGCUGACAUUGCUGACACUGCUGACACCACUGACACUACUGACGUUGCUGACAGUGCUGACGUUGUUGACAGUGCUGUCACCAAUAUUGCUGACAGUGGUGACAGUGAUGACACUGCUUGCUGUCACCGCUAUUGCUGACAGUGCUGACAUUGUUGACAGUGCUGUCACUGCUAUUGCUGACAGUGAUGACACUGCUGUCACUGCUGACACUGCUGACACUGCUGACAUUGCUGACACUGCUGACACCACUGACACUACUGACGUUGCUGACAGUGCUGACACUUUUGACAGUGCUGUCACCACUAUUGCUGACAGUGCUGACAGUGGUGACAGUGAUGACACUGCUGUCACUGCUGACACUGCUGACAUUGCUGACACUGCUGACACCACUGACACUACUGACGUUGAUGACAGUGCUGACAUUGUUGACAGUGCUGCCACCGCUAUUGCUGACAGUGCUGACAUUGUUGACAGUGCUGUCACUGCUAUUGCUGACAGUGCUGACAGUGGUGACACUGCUGACAUUGGUGACACAGCUGACAUCACUGACACUACUGACGUUGCUGACAGUGCUGACACUGGUGACACUGCUGACACCACUGACACUACUGACGUUGCUGACAGUGCUGACCGGUCGCAGCAGCUGCCGCUGCCGACGGCUGAGAGCCGAGCAGCGCAGAGUCCGGCGAUUUCCGAUCGAGCCAGCGGGGAGUCGGAGCAGCGGGCGCCGGGAAACCAGCCGUACCAGCAGCACAACCUGCGAUGCCGGCCGCCGGCGGAGUCGCAGCCACAAGUUAAGUUGUGUAGCAGGCGCUUCAAUCUGUUUUUGUUUUUCUGA